AUGAUGUUCCCUGGGCUCCUCGCGCCCCCCGCCGGGUACCCCAGCCUCCUGCGCCCCACACCCACCUUAACGCUGCCGCAGUCUCUGCAGUCGGCAUUUUCCGGACACUCCAGCUUCCUGGUCGAGGAUCUGAUCCGCAUCAGCCGACCCCCUGCCUACCUGCCCCGCAGCGUGCCCACGGCCAGCAUGUCGCCCCCCAGGCAAGGGACCCCCGCGAAUCUCACAGACACCGUGGCCUCGGACCUGGGCUCCCCUAGUCCGGGCAGCCGGCGGGGCGGAUCGCCGCAGACUGCCGUCUCCCCUGCCAGCGAGCCUACGUUUCUGAAGUUUGGAGUGAACGCCAUUCUCUCCUCGGCGCCCAGGAACGAAGCAUCCCCCGCCUUGCUCCAGAGCAGCCCUCCCAAGACCUUCAGAAGCACCUUCAACAGGUUCCACGAGGUUUUUCAUCCUGGAGCCUCAGAGGGUGGCUCAAAAACUCUGCACCUGGUCCAGACUCUGAAGGCCACCGAGGAGCCCCUAUGCAGAGAGGAGACGGGCAUGGUCGCUCGCCGGGGGCUGCGCCGGGCCGUGUUCUCCGACGUGCAGCGCAAGGCGCUGGAGAAGAUGUUCCAGAAGCAGAAGUACAUCAGCAAGCCCGACCGCAAGAAGCUGGCGGCCAAGCUGGGCUUGAAAGACUCCCAGGUGAAAAUCUGGUUCCAGAACCGACGCAUGAAGUGGCGGAACUCCAAGGAGCGCGAGCUGCUGUCCAGCGGGGGCUGCCGCGAGCAGACCCUUCCCACCAAACUCAAUCCCGCCUCCCCCGCGCACUCGAGCAGCCCGGGCAAACCUUCGGACUUCUCGGACUCCGAGGAGGACGAGGAGGGCGAGGAGGAGGAGGAGGAGAUCACGGUGUCUUAG
Molecule: messenger RNA, 897 nt
Organism: Myotis davidii
Lineage: Eukaryota; Metazoa; Chordata; Mammalia; Chiroptera; Vespertilionidae
Gene: DBX1
Product: developing brain homeobox 1
Exons: 6
Coding region: 1-897 (298 amino acids)
Biological process (GO): cell differentiation in spinal cord; regulation of transcription by RNA polymerase II
Molecular function (GO): DNA binding; DNA-binding transcription factor activity, RNA polymerase II-specific
Source: RefSeq, a predicted model, not a curated record